AUGGAUCUAAUCAAGUAUGUCUUUGAAAGUCCAUUCAUACCAGGGAGAAUAGCAAAGUGGCAAGUCAUACUUUCACAAUAUGACAUUGUUUAUAUGACGAGGAAGGUGGUAAAAGGAAGUGUGAUAGCUGAUCUCUUAACAGAAAAUCCAACUGAUGAUCAUGAGGCUUUGGAUUUUGAUUUUCUUAAUGAACAUAUUAAUGCAAUAGAUGAAGUGACAAAAGUGAAAGAUGAUGUAUGGCAAAUGUAUUUCGAUGGAGAAGCUAACCUCUCUAGUAAUGGAAUUGGGGCACUACUAGUAUCCCCAGAUGGAAAACAUUUCUCGAUAGUAGUCAAGUUAAUAUUUGAAUGCACUAAUAAUGUUGCUGAAUAUGAAGCCUGUGUGAGUGGCUUACAAGCUGCUAUCGAGAUGAAAGUGAAGAAAUUAGAAGUAUACAGAGAUUCAGCUUUGACAAUCUACCAGGUGAAGGGAAAAUGGCAGACUAAGGAUCCCAAAAUAAUUCCAUAUUAA
Hevea brasiliensis (rubber tree) is the source of this 510-nucleotide messenger RNA. RefSeq lists its product as uncharacterized. NCBI's taxonomy places the organism in Eukaryota, Viridiplantae, Streptophyta, Magnoliopsida, Malpighiales, Euphorbiaceae. Bases 1 to 510 code for a protein of 169 amino acids. Gene Ontology annotation, molecular function: nucleic acid binding; RNA-DNA hybrid ribonuclease activity. The record is from RefSeq and is a predicted model, not a curated record. The transcript has a single exon.